GAACUCCGCGCCCCGGGAGCCGGCAGAGGCGUCCGCGCAUGCGCACGCGUGCCCCGCCGCUGUUUGGCCGUUUCCAUGGCUACGAAGCCUGUUGGCUGGGGGUCCACCAGCGAGAAAAUGAAGCUCAAGAGCCUCCUGCUCCGGUAUUACCCGCCAGGAAUUAUGUUGGAAUAUGAAAAGAGUGGAGAGCUAAAGACCAAAUCCAUAGAUUUGCUUGAUCUCGGUCCCAGCAGUGAUGUCGAUGCGUUAGUGGAAGAGAUUCAGAAAGCAGAGCCUCUAAUUACAGCUUCACGAAAAGACCAAGUGAAACUUCUGAUACAGAGAUUACAGGAUAAACUCGGACAGCACAGCAAUCACAAAUUCUAUCUUUUUAAGGUUCUGAGAGCACAUAUACUGCCAUUGACUAACGUUGCACUUAAUAAAUCGGGCUCUCGCUUUAUCACAGGAAGCUACGAUCGGACAUGCAAACUCUGGGACACUGCAUCUGGAGAGGAGCUCCACACGCUGGAGGGCCACAGGAAUGUGGUCUAUGCCAUAGCGUUCAACAAUCCUUACGGUGACAAAAUUGCCACUGGGUCCUUCGAUAAGACUUGUAAACUAUGGAGUGCAGAAACGGGAAAAUGUUACCAUACCUUUAGGGGUCAUACAGCAGAAAUAGUGUGUUUAUCGUUCAAUCCUCAAAGCACAUUGGUGGCUACCGGAAGUAUGGACACAACGGCCAAACUGUGGGACAUUCAGAACGGAGAGGAAGUGUUCACUUUAGCGGGACAUUCAGCUGAAAUCAUCUCCUUGUCCUUUGACACCUCAGGAAACAGAAUCAUCACGGGGUCUUUCGAUCACACAGUUGUAGUGUGGGAUGCUAAUACUGGAAGGAAGGUGUAUACCUUAAUUGGGCAUUGUGCUGAGAUUAGCAGUGCCUUAUUCAACUGGGACUGCUCUCUGAUAUUAACUGGCUCUAUGGACAAAACCUGCAUGCAGCUGUGGGAUGCUAUGAAUGGAAAAUGUGUGGCAACGUUAACAGGCCAUGAUGAUGAAAUACUAGACAGCUGUUUUGAUUACACUGGAAAGCAUAUUGCAACUGCUUCAGCUGAUGGAACAGCAAGAGUUUUCAGUGCAGCCACAAGGAAAUGUAUUAGCAAACUGGAAGGCCAUGAAGGGGAAAUUUCAAAGAUUUCUUUUAACCCCCAGGGAAACCGUCUUCUAACUGGCAGUUCUGACAAAACGGCGAGAAUCUGGGAUGUUCAGACUGGUCAAUGCCUGCAGGUUCUUGAGGGGCACGCUGAUGAAAUCUUUACGUGUACUUUUAACUAUAAAGGCGACAUCAUCAUUACAGGGUCUCUGCUCAUCUUGCUGCAUUCUACAUCCAUUAUUUUAGUUGCAUUGCAGAACCGCAGGAGUGAGCUCUGUUACUGACUGCAGCAAGGAUAAUACCUGUAGGAUAUGGCGUUGACUGAAGAAAGCCAGUCGAUGAGCAAACUUGCCGGCCAUAGUGAUUAAGAUCUGGAGCUUUGCAAAUACUAAGCAAGCUGUUUUGAUAUUUUGUAUGUUUUCUCUUUUUCCUCAAAUCACCCGUUUAUACACUGUUCUUAACUUCAUGGAUGUGAUCAUUAAAACUGAUGAAGUUAUAUCAUUUCUUGAUAUUAUUUGAUGGAGAUGACAGGAAACAGCAUAAUGUUGGGCAAAUGCCACUGGUUAUUUCAAUUUUGUUUUAUUUUUUAAUAGCAUCAUGAUACUGAUAAAUGAAACCAUAGUAAUUUAACAAUGUGUCUCCUAGAUUAUACUUUGAAGAUUAUUAUUAUAAUUACUGUUGAAUAAAGUUUUGGAGAAAAUUCACUGUGAA
Equus caballus (horse) is the source of this 1840-nucleotide messenger RNA. NCBI's taxonomy places the organism in Eukaryota, Metazoa, Chordata, Mammalia, Perissodactyla, Equidae. The record is from RefSeq and is a predicted model, not a curated record.